CCCCAGCUGCUCUCCUCGGUGGAGCCCUCGCUGCUGCGCCUGACGCCGCUGGACGCGCGGAUCCACGAGCGAUUCCGCGGGACCUUCCCGGGGCUGCGGCUGCAGCGCCUGGAGCCCGAGCAGCUCAAAUCCGAGCCCGCCAAGGCCAAGUGGCGCCCGUUCUGCCUGGCCUUCGAGGGGCUGGUGGAGGAUUUCAAUUUCGGGACGCUGCUGCGCCUGGACGCGCGCGGCGCCUACACGGAGGAGAACUCCAUCCUGGUGCCCCGGAUCCAGUUCCUGGCCAUCGAGAUCGCCCGCAACAGGGAGGGCUGCAACCAGGAGCUGCACCGGCGGCAGCGCCGAGCCCGCGAGGCCAGAGACCCUCCGGAGAGUCCCAGAAACUCAAUAAAAUCUGAAAUUCCUCAAUAAACCCUGCAGAGAGUCAGUGAAUCCUACAGGAAACUCAAUAAAAUCUGAAAUUCCUCAAUAAACCCUGCAGAGAGUCAGUGAAUCCACCAGAGAGUCAGUGAAUCCUACAGGAAACUCAAUAAAAUCUGAAAUUCCUCAAUAAACCCUGCAGAGAGUCCCUGAAUCCACCAGAGAGUCAGUGAAUCCUACAGGAAACUCAAUAAAAUCCGAAAUUCUUCAAUAAACCCUGCAGAGAGUCCCUGAAUCCUACAGGAAACUCAAUAAAAUCGGAAAUUCGUCAAUAAAUCCUGCAGAGAGUCCCUGAAUCCACCAGAGAGUCAGUGAAUCCUACAGGAAAUUCAAUAAAAUCCGAAAUUCUUCAAUAAACCCUGCAGAGAGUCAGUGAAUCCUACAGGAAACUCAAUAAAAUCCGAAAUUCUUCAAUAAAUCCUGCAGAGAGUCCCUGAAUCCCAGGGAAACUCAAUAAAAUCGGAAAUUCUUCAAUAAACCCUGCAGAGAGUCAGUGAAUCCUACAGGAAACUCAAUAAAAUCGGAAAUUCUUCAAUAAACCCUGCAGAGAGUCAGUGAAUCCUACAGGAAACUCAAUAAAAUCGGAAAUUCUUCAAUAAAUCCUGCAGAGAGUCCCUGAAUCCCACAAGAAAUUCAGGAAAAUCCAAAAUUCUUCAAUAAAUCCCACCAGAGAGUCAGUGAAUCCACCAGAGAGUCAAUAAAUCCUACAGGAAAUUCAAUAAAUCCUACAGAGAUCAAAUAAAUCCCACAAGAGAUUCAAUAAAUCCUACAGAAAGUCAAUAAAUCCUACAGAGAGCCAAUAAAUCCAACAAGAGAUUAAAGAAAUCCCACAAGAGAUCCAAUAAAUCCCACAAGAGAUUCAAUAAAAUCUAAAAGUUCUUCAAUAAAUCCUCCAGAGAUUCAAUAAUCCUACAGAGAGCUAAUAAAUCCUACCAGAACAUCAAUAAACCCUAAAUGAUCAAUAAAUCCUACAAGAGAUUCAAGAAAUCCUACAGAGAUCCAAUAAAUCCUAAAAGAUCAAUAAAUCCUACAAGAAAUUCAAAAUCCCAAAAGAGAUUCAAUAAAAUCCAGAAGUUUUUCAAUAAAUCCUACAAGAAAUUCAAUAAAUUCUAAAAGAUCAAUAAAUCCU
Messenger RNA from Lonchura striata (white-rumped munia), 1546 nucleotides. The record is from RefSeq and is a predicted model, not a curated record. NCBI's taxonomy places the organism in Eukaryota, Metazoa, Chordata, Aves, Passeriformes, Estrildidae.